Scylla paramamosain (green mud crab) is the source of this 2422-nucleotide messenger RNA. RefSeq lists its product as uncharacterized. The transcript has 3 exons. The record is from RefSeq and is a predicted model, not a curated record. Bases 412 to 1239 code for a protein of 275 amino acids. NCBI's taxonomy places the organism in Eukaryota, Metazoa, Arthropoda, Malacostraca, Decapoda, Portunidae.
UGGACUCAAUACUACUAGCUAGAGGAAGCAAAACACGGAUGGUUCCUGUUGUGUGUUCAGAUUUCAGUUUGCUAUGCCUCGAAACGGUGACGAAAGAUGAAGAUUUGAAAGCAUGUGAUUUUACGGCUUGAUCUGAGUGUUGUGAGGGAGAGAGACAGAAACAGAGACAGGACUGAAAGGAAAGGUAAAGGAGAGAAGUGGGGAUAACGUGUUUUAGAAAGAAAGGAGGGAAGGAAGGAAGGAAGGAAGGAAGGAAGGGAAGGAGGGAAGGCAAGAAUAUCAACUGGAUUUUUCUAUUUUUUUUAAGCAAGACUGGGUGAUUGGUAAGGACGCAGUGGGCGCCAAACACCGCUAGAGUGCAAUAGGAAGGGAGAAAAACAGAAAGAAAGUGAAGCACCCCAGCGUCUGAAAAUGGAGACCGAAUACUUGGCCAUUAUCAUCACCAUCUCUGUCCUGGGCGGGGUGGUGUUGGUGUCCUGCCUGACGGUGUGCAUUACGAAGAUUGUCACUGAUAGGUCGCUGAGGAAGAGUUUAGCAAAGGGUCAGGUCUUAAGGCAGACGGUGACGGCGCCUUCCUACGUCCGCUACAACGACCCGGAGCCACAGACCCCAAUUGCUCUCGCUCCUGAGGGCAACCCGUGGGAGAGUGACUUCCCUGGCUACCACACCAACCCUUCGCUGGAGUACUACAUCCCAGACUCCCCCGCUGACUCCUUAGGCCAGUCCCAGCUCCAUGUACCUCCUCCAGACUUGUCCAGACGCCCUUCUGAUGUCCAGGACAGACGACCAAGUGUCCAGAACAUCCCCCGUCGAUCCUCUUACGUACAGGAUCUGCCGCCCAUGACCCCUUACGAGCAGGAUAUGCCACGUAGAACAUCCUAUGCUGAAGGAGUGCAGCGGAGGCCCUCACACGCUCAAGGGAUGCCAAGGACACGAUAUUCCUACGCCCCUGAACUCGGCAGGAGACCCUCUCAGGCUGUACAGCGCAGGUCGUCCAUGGUCAGUCAGAUCAGGCCACAACCACCCGGCGGUGAGCUGUGGUUCAACUACUUAAGGGACGAUCCAGAGUACUUCACGGCCGAGGGGCUAGAGUGGAACAAGAUGCAGCCCAGGGUGUGGCAGGGCAGAAGCAGGGAUGUGCCGCUCCCCGCACCUCACUACGCCCUAGACCGCAGGAUGGGCGAGGCCCCCUCCGAGGCUUACCACCGCCAGGCCGCCAGUCGCCUCAGCUGGAUAUAAACGUCAACCUGAACAAGACUUGCCUUCACUCAUCCCCUCCUGCAGGACUAUAUUCUGGUAAACUUCUGCGCCGCACCCCGACUGAUUUCAAAGGACUUUAGUUGAAAAGACACUGGUUUUUGAGGGUGUUUUUAUGAUUUGGUCACAGAUUAACAAGGUUUCUACAUUAUGAACCGGAGAAAUACUUUUGAGAAGCCGGCUAAUCAUCUCUGUGGCCUUUGAAAACAGUCGUGGUGAGAGAGCAGAGCGUUUCAAAAUACGGGUCAAACUUCCUGUCAGUCCCGUUUGGAGCGUCUUAAAAAUGUUAAGAUAAGUAUUGAGCCAAGUGAGUCACCCUGGCCAAGGACUGAAGCACUGAACCCCCGAAGCAGAUGGAAGCUCGGUACUUUUGACGUAAGGAUCAAACGCUCAUCAGGUUUCAAAGUUCAAUUCUGGGCAUUUAUAGCUUCGAAUACCUCUUCACACUUCCACGCCACUCACUGUCUUUAUCUUAAGCACUGUGAUUUUACCAGUGCCCGGACCACAGCUGACCCGGAGACCCAUGAAAACAACUUAACACACCGCCAGUGAUAAAAAGGGGCGGAUAUUAGCUGGUGAGAAGGAAAAUUAAAAGAAAACGGAUCCUGCAGUGUCAUGAUGGACGUGUUAGAUAACUAAGAUAAACUCAUGAUCGAGAUACAGAGGGACAAAAGUAGAAUAAGAUUGUCAGAGAAGAGAAGCUGUAAAAAUUACUAGACAAAAUACCUCUUAUGUAAGUCGUGGAGUUUAGGUCACGGAUGGAAGUGACCUAAAUAACAAAACAUUGACUUUUUGUACGUACAGUAACAUAACCCCGCCUAAAGCACGGUCGCAAUUAUCGUACCUCAGUGAUCCGCAUUCCCAAACAUUCCAGCGCUUUAUUUCCACCUUUAAAAGUCUCUUGUGGAAUGUAUAGGAGUCUUUAAGGGUGUCUGAAUGAUCCUAGUGAUAGUUUAGUACCGAUUCGAUGGUAAUAAUGGGGAAAACAGCCAUUGGAACCGAGGAACCUUUCCCGUUGCCUUUGAAAACAGUGCUGAUGAGAGAACAAAGGGUUUCAGAAUACAACGACUGAUUCAUGUCUGUAUUUUAGUUUCCACGUGUCACAAACAAGCCGUCUGGACCCAUUACUCAUUAUGUAAUAGAGAAUAAAGAACAAUCAAGUCAU